AUGAACCGCAUUGUGGUACUUUCGAUAGUAGCUGUUUGUGCUGUAUAUUCGAUUCCAAUUCAAAAUUCACCUAAACUACAGUCUGAACGUUUGAAGGAACUUGAAUUAACAGUAGAAAAGCUGACGAAAACAGUACAGGAAAUUACUUUAGUGGCAAAAACAUCUGUUGAUCCAGCUUUAUCGUUUUCUGCAGUUCUUGAUGACGCAUUAUAUAACAUUGUUAUUGGACAAACCAUUCUUUUCAAUAAAGUGUUCCUAAAUGACGGAAGUGCAUACAACGAAAACACUGGGGUUUUUACUGUACCAGUGGAUGGCGUUUACCUGUUUUCAUACUUCGUCGCGGAAAUAAAUAACGAUCAAAUUGUAUUACGACUUGUAGUUAAUGGCCAAAACAAAGUGGAUGCUGUGGCUGAAGGUUUGCAGGACCGACACAAUGAUCAAGGUGGAAAUGUAGUUAUAUUGAAACUUACUGCAGGGGAUAGGGUUUUGAUUGAGGCAUAUGACACGUCAAACGUUCACAUUGAUGGUGGAGCAAGUUAUUGGUAUACCUCGUUCUCCGGGGCGUUACUUUAUGGACUUUAG
Messenger RNA from Mercenaria mercenaria, 582 nucleotides. RefSeq names its product complement C1q tumor necrosis factor-related protein 7-like. The transcript is spliced from 2 exons. The record is from RefSeq and is a predicted model, not a curated record. Gene Ontology annotation, molecular function: protein binding. The coding region runs from base 1 to 582 and encodes 193 amino acids. NCBI's taxonomy places the organism in Eukaryota, Metazoa, Mollusca, Bivalvia, Venerida, Veneridae.